Lottia gigantea (owl limpet) is the source of this 723-nucleotide messenger RNA. RefSeq lists its product as hypothetical. The record is from RefSeq and is a predicted model, not a curated record. NCBI's taxonomy places the organism in Eukaryota, Metazoa, Mollusca, Gastropoda, Lottiidae. The transcript has a single exon. The coding region runs from base 1 to 723 and encodes 240 amino acids.
AUGGACAAAAAAUCCGAUGCUUCCGAUUGGUAUUUUACAGGAAAAAUAAUUUUAAAUUUGAAUUUCCAAGAAAUAAAAAGAUCGAGAGUUGGCAGAGGAGGAACUGAUCUGCUUAAAAAGAUCAAUGAAUACGAAGGCGAAAAUUGUUACAUACCUACAGAUGGUCACUGUUUUAUCAAAUGCGUCAAUCGUGUUUUGAACAAAGAUUUAACGUGUAAAUUUCAAGAAUACAUCAACGGGUUUUCAAAAGCAAAUAGAAAAGGAGUGAUGACUUGUGCUAGAAUGAAUGAAUUCAACAAGAAAUUUAACACUUCGUUUCAAAUUUAUAAUCCCAAAAACAGACAUUUUCACCCCAGAGACGUUCACGGUGAAUUAGAUUGGGUUUUGUACUUACACAACUCGCAUUUCUGUUUGAUUAGAAGAAGCCAAAAAAGUUUGGGAAUUGAAGAAAUAGAAGGCAAUUACGAACAGUUGUGGAAAACGUGUAGAGAUGACAACGCAGUAACACAGGUUUCACCCCUCAAACUAAACGUGCUUUCGAGUAUGAGUGAUGAUGCGUUAUUCGCUUGGGAUUGCGAAACGUAUUCAGAAAAAGACACGCGAAGAGCAAUUCCUUUUGCCUGCACUUUAAUUAAUUUAGAAAAACUAAGGAAAAUGUUAAACAGAAUAAAUAAUCUCUUUCCAGAUUUAAAGUCAUCAGAUCCCAUUCCAGAAGAAUUUUAG